Oncorhynchus nerka (sockeye salmon) is the source of this 2174-nucleotide messenger RNA. RefSeq names its product mesenchyme homeobox 2b (gene meox2b). Gene Ontology annotation, biological process: somite development; positive regulation of transcription by RNA polymerase II. NCBI's taxonomy places the organism in Eukaryota, Metazoa, Chordata, Actinopteri, Salmoniformes, Salmonidae. Gene Ontology annotation, cellular component: nucleus. The coding region runs from base 520 to 1443 and encodes 307 amino acids. The record is from RefSeq and is a predicted model, not a curated record. Gene Ontology annotation, molecular function: RNA polymerase II cis-regulatory region sequence-specific DNA binding; DNA-binding transcription factor activity, RNA polymerase II-specific. The transcript has 3 exons.
CUCCUCCCACCCUCCCUCCCUCUCAUUCUCUCUCCCAACUUCCCUGGAACCACCUUCUCCCUGGAACCACUCUGGCCUCAGUCGUCUCUCCUCUCCUCCGUCUCUCUUCUCCGUCUACCGUCUCCCUGUGUCCUGACACCCGAGCUCCAGCUCAGCAGAGUCAGUGUUUACCCGCGCUGUGCCUGGCAACAGGCUGCAUGCUCGGGAUAACCGGAGGCCCUACCUUUCAACGCUGCGAUCUCUGCCUUCCUUCAGCCUCCUCCGAUCGCUUUCCCUUGGAACUAAAGGGGAGCGCACGGAGGUGAGAGGUGAGAGAGCCGUGGAGGAGAGCCCUGAUUUGAGGCUCUGGGUCCACCCGCUUCCCUCAACUGGUUUCAGUCUGCUCUACUCUCUGUCCUGCAACAUCUCUGUCUUGUGGCCUCAAUUAGUCACUCUGGUAGUUCCUGUAAGUUUUUGUGGUUGUGUGUGUGGUGGACUUAGGGGGGUUCGUCUUUUGGGUGGAUCUUGUGGAGCACUGUGAUGGAUCACUCCCUGUUUGGGUGCCUCCGUAGCCCCCACGCCCCGGCCCAGGGUCUGCACCCCCACCCUGCCUUUAGCCAGUCCCCGCUGGCGCUGCACGGACGCUCUGACCACAUAUCCUACCCUGACCUGCCUGGCUCCUCACCCCCAUGUGGGGGGUACCCUGGACCCGGGGAGGAGGGCGUGUACGGAGGGCAGCAACACCACCAUCGUGGAGGACACCCGCAUCAGCAGCACCCCCACCACCCACAGCACCAGACCCACCAGACUCCCUGGCAUGUCCCCCAGAUGCCCUCAACCAACACUAGGCAUGGCCUCUGCCUACCUCCCCCAGACAGCCAAGUCCCAGAACGGUGUGGUGGGGGGACCCCAAAUCUGUGUGGCUCCAACACCAACCCCAGUCUGGGAGGUAGUAGUGACCCCACAGGUGUAUCCUGUGUCCCUGGGGACUUUGGACGACAGACGAUGUCCCCGGACGAGACUGAACAGAGACGGAACAGUAAAGGGAAAGAUGAUUUGCACAGCUCAGAUUCCCAGGAUGGGAGCUAUAAGUCUGACGUGAACAGCAAGCCCAGGAAGGAGAGGACAGCGUUCACCAAGGAACAGAUCCGGGAACUGGAGUCAGAGUUUGCGCACCACAACUACCUGACGAGACUGAGGCGGUAUGAGAUAGCAGUCAACCUCGACCUCACAGAAAGACAAGUAAAGGUGUGGUUCCAGAACAGAAGGAUGAAGUGGAAGCGUGUUAAAGGAGGUCAACAGGGGGCAGCGGCGCGAGAGAAAGAACUGGUCAACGUGAAGAAGGGAACUCUGUUACCCUCAGAGUACUCUGGCAUGGUGGGAGGACUACACCACUCCACUGGUUCCCCUGGUAAUGAGGACAGUCACGACAGUGACCAGAGCUCAGAGCACGCUCAUUUAUGACCCUGACCUGCCACAUAUGCCACGCAGAGGUCAAAGGUUAAGUUUGCGGCCAUUUGAACAAACGUCUAAAAAUGCAGUGAGUUGAUGAGAUCAUGUUGCAUUUACAGCUACAGCAUUACAUACAGUAUGUUGAGAUUAGACUCAGAACUCAUAAAGAACACCUAGGCCUUUUCUCUCAGGAACCAGCAACAAACAGGUUUUCUGACUGAAGGUGUUUGUUGAUUGGCAAAGGAGUGAAGAAAGAAAGAAGUCAAGGUUAGCAAGAAGAAGAAGGAAUGGAAGGAGCAUGGAAUUAACAACUGGAUGUGUGAAAUAAAACAACAAAUGAUAUGCUUGUCAGCAAAGCCUCAAGCUCAUGAGACUGUAAAUUGGGAAUAUAAUUGUAUAUUAUUGUGAACAUUCCACAAGUGCCUUGAUAGAAUGGCUUGGAUUUUUGAACUGUCAAAUAUAAAAUUCUACUGUAUUUACUCCGUUUGGAAUACAAAAGUCGUCCAAUUAGUUUUAAGUAAAAUUGUGGAAUUGAAUUGAAUAGUAGGCUAUUACCGUGAGUUCUACUAUGCUGAUUUACUUACAACAUAACUGAAUGAUGCAUAUUAGCAAACAUCUCCAUUGGUUUUACAUUUUGCUUCCACUAAGAGUCUUAAAAGUUAAAUUUUUUCGUGAAAAAUGUAUACUUUUAUUACAUAUAAAUCUGGGACAUAAUGGUUUCUUAAGGGAAUAAAACAGAUCAA